Messenger RNA from Nymphaea colorata (pocket water lily), 4457 nucleotides. RefSeq lists its product as uncharacterized. Lineage: Eukaryota; Viridiplantae; Streptophyta; Magnoliopsida; Nymphaeales; Nymphaeaceae. The coding region runs from base 385 to 3801 and encodes 1138 amino acids. The record is from RefSeq and is a predicted model, not a curated record. The transcript is spliced from 2 exons.
CCCUCCCCAGGGAAUGGAAACGAAAAUCGAAAGUGGCGCGCAGAAGCGCACUUCUCCUCCUUAAUCUUUCCGCACCGUCCCGUUCGAGUUUUGCACUUCACUCGUGGGAAUUUGGAUCCGUCGUUCAGUGACGCUGUCAUCGUUCUCCUUCUGACUCCUGGCCCCUAAUCCUUAUCAUAGUUCGGGUUCUAUCUUGUUUCUUCCACAAGAAUUUGUCUGUAUGCGUUCAAUUUCAAAGCUGAAGUUUGAUCACAGGAAUGAUGGUUUUGCUUUUUAGAUGCAUGGGAUGAUGGUCAAAUCAAUUGGGGCCGACAUAGUAUGUUCUCUAUGCUUGUGUUUGCUAAGUGAAGACAUUUGAACAUAUUGUAGUUUGAGCAGAAUCUUAUGAUGGAGUGCAACAGGGACGAGGCUUUGAGGGCUAUAGGGAUUGCAGAAAAGAAGAUGGAGGUUAAAGAUUAUUUGGGGGCACAAAAAAUUACCUUAAAGGCAAAGCAACUCUGUCCUGAUUUGGAGAAUAUUGCACAGAUAUUAGCUGUCUGCAAUGUUCACUGUCUUGGUGAAAACAAAGUUCAGGGCUCUGAAUUGGACUGGUAUAGGAUCUUGCAAGUCGAGCCAACAGCCGAUGAGGCCACUAUUAAGAAACAGUAUCGGAAGCUUGCUCUUCUUCUUCAUCCUGAUAAGAAUAAACUUUCUGGUGCAGAGUAUGCCUUUAAGCUGAUUGGGGAAGCAGUGGGAAUUCUUUCUGAUCAGGCAAAAAGAGGGUUAUAUGACAUGAAGAGAAGACAUGCAAUGAUCGGAACCAUGCUUUCGGACAUUCAGAAUCCUCCUUCCCCUGAUUUUAGUUCUUCUGCAAGGAAAUCUCCUGGAUUUGCUUCUGGCUCUACUGAUCACAUGGUUAUCAGUCCACCACAAGCAGGUCUGAGUUGCCAGCAGCAGCAGAACGAGCGGAGAACUGCCAAUGAGUGGCAGCCACAGGCACAAUCAACAGGUGCAACCUUUUGGUCAAUGUGUCCAUUUUGCUCAAUAAAAUACCAGUAUUCCAAUAUUGUUAUGAACAAACGGAUUAGAUGCGGGAAUUGUAUGAAUGUCUACAUUGCCGUUGGUAUAAAUGUGCGAGAAACUAGGCUUGGAACUGAAACAAUAGCAGCACAAUCAUUGUAUCCCCAGUCACAAGAUAACAUCCGUAAUGGGUAUGGCCCUAGUGCUAAUAAUGCUCCCCCACAGGCUUUUGCAGCUGACGUUAGUUGCACGGAUUCUCAGGUGAAUGCUACUUGUGUGUCAAGGCCAUCAGAAAACAGUGGUGAUCAGGUGAAUGCUACUUGUGCGUUAAGGACAUCAGAAAACAGUGGUGAAGUUGAGGGUUCUAAAUGCGGAGAUACAUCUGAAGCUGAAAAGGUUGAUGAGUUAAAAAAGAAAGCUACCAUGGAGCAGCAACAUUUGAGUAACAACUCAAGGAAGAGAAGGAGAAUACUUGAAUCUGAAUCCAGUGACAGCAAGAGUGCUGACAGCAAGGAAUCUAUUGAAAGUGACAUGGAGGAACAGUUUCCUGAUGAACAAAAUGCUUGGGCAAGCUCUGACCACCCACGAAGAUUUUUAAGAAUUAGGCGACAUGUUAAUUACAAUGAAGAUAGAACUGAUGAGGGUGAUGACUCUGUGAGUGUCCCUUGUUCCAGCAGGUCAAACAUAAAUAAAACUUCAGGAAGUGAUCUGAUGAAUGAAAUGGAUUCAACUCAACAUACAGGGAAUACAUAUGGGGCACCUGAACUUAGCCCUCCCCUGAAUCCGCAGAGCAGCAAGCAGAAAUUGGACCACUCUAGGCAAGAGAACAAGUUGGAAACAGGAAGGGUAGGAAUAGAUGAUGCAGGACAAGAUAGUAUUAAUAGAGUUCAACACACCCAGCACGAGAGUCCUGAUGACAGUGAUGAAGAUUGUAAUACCCCAUUGCAACCAGAAUAUUUAGAGCUACCAGACUCAGAAUUCCAUGACUUUGAUUCUGAUAAGACAGGAGCUUGUUUUUCAGUUGAUCAGGUGUGGGCUGUGUAUGACAACUUGCAUGGGCUGCCUCGAUAUUAUGCAGUGAUCAGAAAAGUUCUUUCUACAGAUUUCAAACUGCUCAUCACAUGGCUAGAGGCAUUUCCUGGUUGUACAGAAGAAGAAAGUUGGCUGGAUGCUGAGCUACCUGUGGCUUGUGGAGGAUAUACUCUUGGUGAAACUGAAGCUACCGAAGAUCGUCUAAUGUUUUCUCAUCUGGUCAAAUUUGAAAGAGGCCAUGGGAAAAUAAAGUACAAAAUUUAUCCUAAAAAAGGUGAGAUCUGGGCCCUCUACAAGGACUGGGAUAUCAAUUGGUUCUCUAGUCCAGAAGGCCAUUUUCAUUUUGAUUAUGACAUAGUAGAACUGCUGAUGGAUUAUUCAAAGGAUACAGGUGGAGAUGCUGUGCCGCUGGUCAAAGUGAAAGGAUUUCAGAGCUUGUACAUCAGAAUGACAAAAGAGGGACGUCAAGCUACAUUUCAUGUCCGAGGAAGACAAUCCUAUCGCUUUUCUCAUCAGGUCCCAGCAUACAGUAUGAAGGGAAAUGAGAAAGAGGGCGUCCCAGCAGGCUCAUUUGAGCUCGAUAUUGCUGCAUUUCUAUGUAAUUUUAAAGAUUCUGUUUCCAUGGGAACUUCAAGAGAAGUUGAGGUUCAAUUAACAGAUUCACAGCGUCAAGGAGCUAGCUCUUCAAAACCCAUAAUUAGCAGUGUGUACAAGGAACCUGUUUCUGGUCUGCAGAAGUCGAAAGCAUCUGGAUUUCAGGAAAUACUGAAGGAUGAACUUGAUGAGAAUAUGAAGGAAGAUGAGGAUGUUAAAUGCAAUGAAUCAGGUUUGCAGCGAAUGAGCAACAUCAUGGAUAAGAAGCCUGAACAAGUAUAUGGCAAUAAGCUGUGCGAAGAUGAGACAAUGAGAAUGAGUGAAAAUUAUGUAUUUGGAAGCCCUGAAUGCUCUUCAAGAGUUUCUAUACGAGAUUCUGUGAGUGUGAGCGCUAGUAAACAUUUGUCAGUAUCUGGGGUGAACGAUAAUGGUAUUAGUGUAUGCAGGCAGAAUGAUAUAAUUAUGUCUGGUCCCAGUGAUCAUCUCAAGAAGCUUCCGGCUCCAGAAUUCUAUGACUUUAUGAAUGAUAGAACUAUUAAUAAGUUCCGAAAAAACCAAAUUUGGGCAGUAUUUGACAAUAUUGAUGACAUGCCUAGGUUUUAUGCUUGGAUAAAAAGAAUAGAUCAUUCGGCGAACAAAGUCCAUAUUAUAUGGCUGGUAAUUUGUCAUGAGGAUAUGUUGUCUGAGGAGGUUAUGUGGCUUGCUAGGAAACUACCUGUUUCUUGUGGUGUGUUUAAAGCUGAAGAUUGUGAUUGUGUCAGCCCAGAAUUGUUUUCUCACCAUGUAAGAAAUGAACCAAGCCGGACAGAGGGUAAAUUUGGGAUCUACCCACGACAAGGUGAGGUAUGGGUGAUAUACAACAGAUGGAGUUCUGCGUGGACAAAAUCUGAUCACAUGAGCCACAAGUGCUCAAUCGUGGAAGUUAUCUCCACUUACAGUGCUGAAGAGGGGGUGAGGGUUCGACAUUUGACAAGGAUCAAGGGACACCACUAUAUUUUCAAGAAGUCCAAGAAACCAGAAAGUAAUAUACCAAGAGCAUGCCUGUUGCAGUUCUCUCAUCAGGUUCCUGCUUUUAAGUUACAAGACGAAGCUGGUGGAAGGUUGAAAGGCUGUUGGGAAUUGGAUCCUGCAUCUCUCCCAAAAGGUCUUUUCACUUGUUUUUUGAAUGCAACUUGAGAAAAACCCACCGUGAAUAACCUGUCAAUGUUUUUUUUUUUUUGGGGAAGCCUUCUUGUCUAAUGUGGUACAUUGGAUUAUCUAAAAGCAGGUCAAGUAGAUAGCCAAGAUGAUCAGCUGCUUGUCACCUGUUUCAUCCUUUGGACCAUGUAGGAUCCUAUUAUACUUCUAGCAGUAGGCUUUUUUUGGUUGACCCUCUACUUGCUUUCCAAAACUGUCUCAUCCAUGUUUUGUUUGGGGUGUUUCCUGAGUGGAGGAGGUUUAUAACACUUAAUUGUUAGACUUGGUUGAUCUAGUCAAAUGAUGGAGAAAAUCAUUCAUUUUUCCAAUUGGUAAUGGCGUUCCUUUUUUAUUAAUCCAUUUCAAUUUUCAGGAUGAUCUUUUCUGUUCUCCUGUUUUAUCCUGUUGAUUGUUCAUAGCACAAUUGUGACAUUUCAUACAGAUGUGGACUUGCGAGUGCGUUGAUUUGUGGAGGAAAAGUUAGUUUUGAUCUUGUACCACCACCUUGCUGAAAGUCCUUCACUUUUCUUUUACUUAUUUGCCAUCUAUGUAAUGGAUAGAGCACUUUGUUGCUUCCUUUCCGUACAAAAAAAAUUGUAAGAAUCUUUAGAAUCCCUGUGUAUGGGAAGCUCCUUGAUAAUUGAAUUUGACUUCCA